AUGGGCUCCACUCAACCUGAAUUCAAGAACCCGGCCACCACCAGCUUGCUGGAGCUGGUCAAGUCCCGCCGCACCUACUACGGCCUCAAGGCGGAGAGCCCCAUCGCCGACGAUGCCAUUGAGCAGAUUGUUCGCGACUCGGUUCUCCAUGUGCCCAGCUCUUUCAACACUCAGACCUCUCGUGUUGUCCUCCUCCUGAAGGAAGAGCACCAGAAGGUGUGGGACAUUGCCAUCAACGCCAUGGAGGGUCUCGUUGCCGCCGGUGUCGUCCCCAAAGAUCAAUUCGAGAGCUCUACCAAGCCUAAGCUGAACGCUUUCCGCGCUGCCUACGGAACUGUUCUCUUCUUCGUUGACUUCGAGUCUCUCGCUCCCAUCAAGGAGAAGUUCGCCAUCUAUGCCGACAAGUUCGAUCCCUUUGCCGCUGAGUCCAAUGCCAUGUCUCAGUACCUCGUCUGGGUUGCUCUCCAGUCCGAAGGCUUCGGUGCCAACCUCCAGCACUACAGCCCUCUGAUCGAUGAGCAGAUUGCCAAGACCUGGAACAUCCCUGCCUCAUGGAAGUUGGAUGCUCAGCUGGUCUUCGGUACUCCCACUUCUGAGCCCGGUGAGAAGGCUUUCGCUCCCAUCGAGGACCGCUUCAAGGUCUUCGGUAAAUAA
Penicillium olsonii is the source of this 654-nucleotide messenger RNA. Lineage: Eukaryota; Fungi; Ascomycota; Eurotiomycetes; Eurotiales; Aspergillaceae. The record is from the annotation of a GenBank genome assembly.